AUGGGAUAUCAAAAAACCUUAGCACCGAAAACUACCUCUAGCAACAGCAGUAGCUGUAGCGGCAUCAGAAACAACUUCGAAUAUCCUUCCUCCUUAAAACGACGAUUAAAAUCAGGAGGGAUGAAGGUCCUAAUUAUUGGAAAUCUUGCAAUCGAAGAUGUUACCGAGAGGCCAUAUACAGGAAUAUUUAAUUUCAAACAUCAUGAUGAUUUAUUAUUGGAAAUUGGAGAUAUUGUUUUGUACUACGAUGCGGCUAAAGAUAAACAAUGGCCAGGCAAAUUAAACCCUAAAUGGAAAGGACCAUAG
Messenger RNA from Funneliformis geosporum, 306 nucleotides. The record is from the annotation of a GenBank genome assembly. NCBI's taxonomy places the organism in Eukaryota, Fungi, Glomeromycota, Glomeromycetes, Glomerales, Glomeraceae.